UCUGGGUUAGGAGGCAAAUCUGUGAACGGAUGUUGGUAUGGUCCAAGGAAGAAAAAUUCUUGUGACUGGAGGAGGAGGAUAUUUUGGCCACAAGCUGGGGAAUGAGCUGAAGAAGUUGGGAGCAGUGGUUGUAUUGUUUGACAUCUCGUGGCCGUUGGAUGAUGUUGUGUACGAGCAAAUGGAGUGUUUUCAGGGGGAUAUAACAAGUAAAGAAGAUGUAAGAAAGAUAUUUAUCAGUCAUCAGAUUGAUGUGGUUUUUCAUAGUGCAUCAUAUGGAAUGUCUGGAAGAGAGCAAUUACGUAGAGAACAAAUAGAGAAGGUCAAUAUUCUAGGAACAAAAAAUGUCAUUGAAGCCUGUCGUCAGCAUAAUGUGGCUCAUCUCGUCUAUACAAGUACAUAUAAUGUGGUGUUUGGAGGACAGGUUAUCAGAAAUGGAGAUGAGACUUUGCCAUAUUUACCACUAGAAAAGCAUCCUGACCAUUAUUCCAGAACAAAGUCCAUCGCAGAGCAAACUGUUUUGAAUGCUAAUGGUUUACUAUUAAAAGAUGGGAAAAUUCUCAAGACCUGUGCUUUAAGACCAGCUGGUAUCUACGGAGAAGGAGAAUUGAGACAUUUACCCAGAAUUGUGUCAUAUAUUGAGAGAGGCCUUUUUGCCUUCACUUAUGGUCAAGAUGACUCUAUUGUUGACUUUGUUCAUGUAAAUAAUUUGGUUCAAGCUCACAUUUUGGCAGGAAAAACUCUCAUGGAGGCAGAUUCCAUAGCUGCUGGUGAAGCAUAUUUUAUUUCAGAUGACUCCCCUGUAAACAAUUUUGAGUUCUUCAGACCUUUGGUUGAAGGUUUGGGAUACAAAUUUCCCAAAUUAAAGUUGCCAAUAACUCUUGUAUAUAUGGUUGCAUUUUUAACAGAACUGGUUCACUCAGUGAUUGGAAGAUAUAUUUAUAACUUUCAGCCGCUCCUCACAAGAACAGAGGUUUACAAGACAGCAGUCACUCAUUACUUUAGCAUGAAGAAAGCCCGCAGUCAUCUUGGUUACAGUCCUCAGAAAUAUUCCCUUGAAGGAGUGAUAGAACAUUUCAAAAAAAAUGGCCAUGGAAGAAACAGGCAUCCCUCACGUCUCCUUUAUCACAUAGUUAACAUUGUUGUAGGAAUUAUGUUUGCAUGUUUACUUCUAGCCUGGUUACCCAGAGUAGAUACUUAUAUAAUCAAUUCUUAUUAUCUUACUACUUUUUGAGGUUGAUGUAAGCUCUUUUGGAAAUUCAAAUGUCUGAAAUAGUAAUAAUAAUACAAAUAAUGGAAAAAUUUUGGAUUGCGAGUUCCUGUUCAUCACCAAUGGGUGGAGUACUUUGUGAAUUACAGAAUAAUUAGCAGACUCUGUGAUAGCUUGUAGGAAAGCCCUGAUAUCCCUUUCCAUCAUUUCUCAUCCUUUUCUUUUAAAUAACUUAACUUCUAAUAUAAACUAUAACUUGUAAUCAUCUAGCUAACUUUACUAUAAAUUAUAACUGCAAAAAAUAAUUUGAAAAAAGCAUCCAUUUGGCUUGUGGCUGGGUGAAGUGUUCCCCCAAAGAUGACUAUUUUCAGUUAUUAUUCACCAACAAGCACCUUUAGACAAUCUUAAUGGCAUCCUAUUUUCCUUUGAUGUCUGUAGUGGAAUUUUUAUUGGUGAAUAAUAAGGGCGUACCCAGGAACACAUAAAUAGCACCAGAAUUUGAUUAAACAUUAAGAAAUGGUCAGUCAAUGGAAACCAUUAAUUCAAGAAUGAUGAUCCAGGAUAAAAGUCAGUCACUGAUAUAAAAUUUGAUACCAAAUUUUUCUCUUCUUGAAAAGGUGAACAAGAUCUUUCAUCAAGAGAUGGUCUAAUGAAAAAAAAAAAUGAAGAUCAUUUUAGAGUCAACAAAGGGAUCAGAAUUAGGUUGGGAUC
This is a messenger RNA of Pocillopora verrucosa, 1918 nucleotides long. Lineage: Eukaryota; Metazoa; Cnidaria; Anthozoa; Scleractinia; Pocilloporidae. The record is from RefSeq and is a predicted model, not a curated record.